GCAUGGCUGCGCUGCCCGGCACUGUCCCCAGGAUGAUGCGCCCCGCGCCCGGACAGAAUUAUCCCCGGACCGGAUUCCCUCUGGAAGUCUCCACGCCGCUGGGCCAAGGCCGGGUCAACCAGCUGGGGGGGGUCUUCAUCAACGGACGGCCGCUGCCCAACCACAUCCGCCACAAGAUCGUGGAGAUGGCCCACCACGGGAUCCGGCCCUGCGUCAUCUCCCGCCAGCUGCGCGUCUCCCACGGCUGCGUCUCCAAGAUCCUCUGCCGCUACCAGGAGACCGGCUCCAUCCGCCCCGGGGCCAUCGGCGGCAGCAAGCCCAGGCAGGUCGCGACUCCCGACGUGGAGAAGAAAAUCGAGGAGUACAAGCGCGAGAACCCGGGCAUGUUCAGCUGGGAGAUCCGGGACCGGCUCCUCAAAGACGGCCACUGCGACCGCAGCACCGUCCCCUCAGGUUUAGUGAGUUCAAUCAGCCGCGUGCUCCGAAUCAAGUUCGGGAAGAAGGAGGAGGAGGAGGAGUGCGACAAGAAAGAGGAGGACGGCGAGAAGAAGGCCAAACACAGCAUCGACGGCAUCUUGGGCGACAAAGGUAACAGGCUGGACGAAGGCUCUGACGUCGAGUCGGAACCAGACCUGCCCCUGAAGCGCAAGCAGCGCCGUAGCCGGACCACCUUCACCGCCGAGCAGCUGGAGGAGCUGGAGAAGGCCUUCGAGAGGACUCAUUACCCCGACAUCUACACUCGAGAAGAGCUGGCUCAGAGAACCAAACUCACUGAGGCCCGAGUCCAGGUCUGGUUCAGCAACCGAAGAGCCCGGUGGCGCAAGCAAGCCGGAGCCAACCAGCUGGCCGCUUUCAACCACCUCCUGCCAGGGGGGUUUCCACCGACUGGGAUGCCAGCGUUGCCACCCUAUCAGCUGCCGGAUUCGACCUAUCCAACCGCUGCCAUUUCCCAAGACGGGGGCAGCACCGUGCACAGGCCUCAGCCUCUCCCUCCAUCCACCAUGCACCAGGGCGGGCUAGCAGCUGCCGCAGCCGCUGCAGACUCCAGCUCGGCUUAUGGGGCCCGGCACAGUUUCUCCAGCUAUUCAGACAGCUUCAUGAACCCUGCAGCUCCCACCAACCACAUGAACCCGGUCAGCAAUGGCCUCUCUCCUCAGGUGAUGAGCAUCCUCAACAACCCCAGCGGGGUCCCGCCGCAGCCCCAGGCUGACUUCUCCAUCUCCCCCCUCCAUGGCAGCUUGGACACUGGCAACUCCAUCUCAGCCAGCUGCAGCCAGAGAAGCGACUCCAUCAAGUCCGUCGACAGCCUCCCUACUUCGCAGGCCUACUGCCCUCCGACCUACACCACCACUGGCUACAGCGUCGACCCCGUGGCAGGCUACCAGUAUGGGCAAUAUGGGCAAACUGCUGUUGACUAUUUGGCCAAAAACGUGAGCCUGUCCACACAACGCAGGAUGAAGCUAGGAGAGCAUUCGGCUGUGUUAGGUCUCCUACCCGUGGAAACAGGCCAAGCUUACUGAGGGGGACACUAAAACCAGUUGUCCUACACUUGCAGUCUCCCAUCCAGGAAAAGAAUGAUCCCACCGCUGCCACCAGCCCCACAAGGGUCCAAUUGUACCCAUGCCCUUCUGCUCUUAGAACUCACCUCGACAGACCCUCUCCACACCUCCACUCAAACUGCAAAGAUGACAAGAAGCAAGGAGAACUGUACACUGAAUUUGGACCAAACACACCUGUUAAGAAGCCACUGCUACCUGUGACUUAGACUCCAUCAAAGGCCAGAGACAAUGAGUUUGGCCUGAGGAGUUCUUCAGUGUUCCUUCCCUCCUUGACAACUCUUGAGUCCAGAGGAUGCUCAUGGACCUUCCACUGGCCUAGUCACUCAGCUUAGUCAAGAUGGAAUUUGUUUUCUUUGUAAGGAUGUAUUAUUUCUUUUCCCUCUGCAA
Heteronotia binoei (common prickly gecko) is the source of this 1946-nucleotide messenger RNA. It is a transcript of the gene PAX7, whose product is annotated as paired box 7. Lineage: Eukaryota; Metazoa; Chordata; Lepidosauria; Squamata; Gekkonidae. The transcript is spliced from 9 exons. Gene Ontology annotation, biological process: anatomical structure development; regulation of transcription by RNA polymerase II. The record is from RefSeq and is a predicted model, not a curated record. Bases 3 to 1520 code for a protein of 505 amino acids. Gene Ontology annotation, molecular function: RNA polymerase II cis-regulatory region sequence-specific DNA binding; DNA-binding transcription factor activity, RNA polymerase II-specific.